GUGUACAGUGAGAAAAAGUACAAGGAACAGUAUGAGAAGAUGAAGCACAAGUAUACUGCCAUCCAUGACACACCAAUCCUGGUUCGUUCCAAGAAAGCCUACCUCAAUGCCAGCGAUUUGCGCUACAAGGAGACCUUUGAGCUAUCUAAGGGGCACUACCACGCUGACAAGGAUGCCCUGGAUAUUCUCUGUGCCAAAAGGGUCAGAGAUGACAUCAGUGAGGUCAAAUACAGGGAGAAGUACAUCAGCACUUUGGGCACCUGGAAGUCUAUCCCUGACCGCCCUGAGUUCUUCCACAGCAAGAUUGUGAGGGACUUCAUCAGUGACAUCAAAUACAAAGAGGAUCUGGACUGGAUCAAGGGCAUUGGAUGCUACGUGUGGGACACACCUGAGAUGGUGCAUGCUGAACACAACAAGGCCCUCUACAGCGAAAGACUCUACAAAGCAUCUUAUGAGAAGAACAGAGCCAACUUCAAAUACACAUGUGACACACCAUUCUUUGAGGCUGCCAAGAAC
Sinocyclocheilus rhinocerous is the source of this 516-nucleotide messenger RNA. RefSeq names its product nebulin-like. Lineage: Eukaryota; Metazoa; Chordata; Actinopteri; Cypriniformes; Cyprinidae. Gene Ontology annotation, cellular component: Z disc. The transcript has 6 exons. The annotation marks the transcript as partial. Gene Ontology annotation, molecular function: actin filament binding. The record is from RefSeq and is a predicted model, not a curated record. Gene Ontology annotation, biological process: cardiac muscle thin filament assembly.